Molecule: messenger RNA, 612 nt
Organism: Brassica rapa (field mustard)
Lineage: Eukaryota; Viridiplantae; Streptophyta; Magnoliopsida; Brassicales; Brassicaceae
Source: RefSeq, a predicted model, not a curated record
AUGCUGAAGGUGCCAAGCAACAGGACCAGAGUGUCACCAUACCCGCUUCGCUCUACAAGGACUCAGAGAGAACCUAUCAAGGCACAAGGCCCAAGCCAAUGGGAGGAUGUCUUGUGUGUGAUCUGCCAGGAAGCGCCACACAAUGCCAUCCUCAUGCGGUGCUCUUCAUCCUCCACUGGAUGUCGUGCUUACAUGUGCGACACAAGUGUUCGUCACGCCAACUGUUUCAAGCAGUACCGCAAGAAAAACAUGAACCGUGUAACCAAGGUCAUGAACUGUCCUUACUGCAGAGGAGAGGUUUAUGAGGCGAUGAAGGUGCAGUCGGAUGGAAGGAGAGAUCUGAAUGCUAAACCGAAGUCUUGCGCUUUCGAGAACUGCAAUUUCUCUGGGACAUAUUCUCAGCUUAAGAAUCACUUGAAAGCUGAUCAUCCCAGUUACACCCGACCCUUGGUCGACCAGGGGAGAGAGCGGGCGUGGGAACAGAUGCAGAGAGCAACUGAGUACAAUGAUAUCAGUACUGCAGCUGGUCUCCUGCACAGUGGCUUGGAGGUUUUGCUUCAACAGCUUCCGGAUGUUCCUCCUCGUUUGGUGAUUCUGCUCUGGGAUUCUUAA